Molecule: messenger RNA, 8512 nt
Organism: Thunnus maccoyii (southern bluefin tuna)
Lineage: Eukaryota; Metazoa; Chordata; Actinopteri; Scombriformes; Scombridae
Gene: frmpd1a
Product: FERM and PDZ domain-containing protein 1
Exons: 17
Coding region: 449-6955 (2168 amino acids)
Cellular component (GO): cytoskeleton
Molecular function (GO): protein binding
Source: RefSeq, a predicted model, not a curated record
CCGCGUGCGCCUCACCCAUCCGCAUCUCGCGCGCUCACCUGCUCUGGGACUUUAUCAAACGCACCUUUUGAUUUCUCACAGGGGUCUCGUGUAGUGUACCUCCUGCUGUCUACACACCAGCUGAUAUGGAUUACUGACUUCUUCACUGUCUGUCGGAGGUGCGGCUUUUUUUUUUUUGCACCGCUUUUCGAAGUUGUUCAACAUCCAGGGCGGUCUGGACGGCCCGCCCUGCGCUCAGGAGGGGAUUAGAGAGGAGAUACCCGCUACUCGGAAUGAACAUAUAAUACUUUUGGGUCAGAGCAGCACAAAGGGGAGAAAAAAUUGAGAAAGGAGAUGAAGACACGUCACCCUGGUCCUCUUCAGCGGAACGAUGGACGGAAAGAAAGCAGAGCGGGACUGUAACUGGCACCUUUAUGGAGCCCUGAUACACAGGGUGGAGUGCAGGUAAAUGGAGGUGCAGGACAGGAGCCGCUCCCCGUCCCGCAGGACCAGCAGGGUCGAGCAGGUAGUUGGACGAUGGCUGAGACGGUCCCGAGACUUAGGCAGCAGAUCUCACUCUCUGAGCAGAGACAGGGUUGCAGUAGAUGGGAAGACAACAGAGUCCGGUGGCUCCGACCAGAGGAAUUACCCCUUCCGCUUCAAUGUUCAGAUCCAGCGGGACCCAAACCUCAACUCUCAUGGCCUCACUCUGUCCCCCCAGACUCCCAUCCUGGUGCAGGAGGUCACCCCAGGUGGUCCUGCAGAUGGCCGGCUCGUCCCUGGCGACCAGCUUGUGAAGAUCAAUAACGUCGCUGUCGAUGACCUGACCCCGGAGCAAGCUGCUGAAAUAAUCAGGGAGUGUCAAGAAACGUUGACAAUGACUGUCCUCAGAACAAUGUUGGGCCCAAAGUCAUCAUUCAUCACACCAGAGAAGAGGGCAAAGCUCAAAUCCAACCCUGUGAAAGUUCACUUUGCUGAGGAGGUGGAGGUCAACGGACACUCUCAGGGCAACUCGCUGCUCUUCCUGCCUAACGUUCUGAAGGUGUAUCUGGAGAACGGGCAGACCAAGGCCUUUAAAUUUGAACCCAGCACCACAGUCAAGGACAUUGUGAUGACACUGAAGGAAAAGCUUUCUCUCAGCCGUAUUGAACAUUUCUCCCUGAUGCUGGAGCAGAGGCACAGUGCCACCAAACUGCUGCUCCUACACGAUGAAGAGAGGAUACACCAGGUGGUCCAGAAGAAAGAGGCCCAUGACUUCAGAUGUCUGUUCCGUAUUUGUUUCAUGCCCAAAAACCUCCAGACUCUGCUGCAGGUGGAUCCCACUGCCUUCGAGUACCUCUACCUGCAGGGGGUGAAUGAUGUGCUGCAGGAGCGUUUUGCUGUAGAGAUGAGGUGUAACACCGCCCUGCGACUCGCUGCGCUGCACAUCCAGGAGAGGUUGGCGAGCUGUGGACAGUCACCAAAGACCAACCUGAAGACAAUAACGAAGACUUGGGGCAUAGAGAACUUUGUGUCUUCCACAUUGUUGAGGAACAUGCGAGAGAAAGAUCUGAGGAAGGCCAUUGCCUACCACAUGAAGAAGAGCCAAUCACAGCACGAUCCCAAGCAGAAGGGCCUGCCAGCCGAUCAGGCGCGGAUAAACUAUCUGGAGGAGCUGAGCGACCUCAAGUCAUUUGGAGGGAAAUCCUUCAGUGCCACCAUGAUGCUCCAGGACAGGGAGUCCAUGGUGACCCUGUUGGUGGGGGCACGCUACGGGGUGAGUCAGGUGGUCAACCACAAACUGAGCAUCUUGUCCACCCUCACAGAGUUCACCAGCAUCACACGCAUCGAGCUGCUGCCUGAAUCAGACAAGGUCAGCCUGGUCAAAAUAUACCUGCAGGACAUCAAGCCCAUCACAUUACUGCUGGAGUCAGUGGCAGCCAAAGAUAUGUCCUGCCUAAUAGCAGGGUACUGUCGAGUGUUUGUUGACCCCAACCUCAACAUCUUUCCCUGGAUAGAUGUCUCCAAGAAACACAGAGUGUCUGCUGAGGAAGGUUACGUGUCACGGUGUGGCAGUGACUCAGACAACUCAGACCUGGACAUGGAGCCACUGGUCUCCCAAGUGUCUCACAAUGAGAAGCCUUGCCCACGUGUCAGAUCCUCAUCAGACCCAGAGGGAAGAAAAUGGAAAGACAGAGACAGAAGGAGACACAAAGAUGGCAAAGAAAAGGGAGAUAAACCAUGGGCGGAUAAAAAACAAAAGAAAGAAAAGGAAGCUAACACAGAAAAGGAAAGGUCUCUACCAGAUAAGAAUAAAGAGCACAAGAAUGAGGACAGAGAGCACAAAGAGGAGACAGUGAGAGCACGGGGCGGUGGACAAAUACAAAUCGAGAUAGCAAACAAUGACUCUGGGGAACAACGGGAAAAAGCGGGGACACAAAAAGAGGCACAAGAACGCAAGAUGGGAGGUGGAGAAGAGGUGCAAGCAGCGGAGGAGCAGCCGUCUGUAUCAGAAGCAUCAGAUUCAUGUCAUUCUGACUCGCGUGUCCUCACCAGCCCCUCCAGCGACUCUCUCGAUGCCCUGGAGGAAGAUGACUUGAUUUCGUGUUCGUCUUCCUCCAUCCAUCCCAAUGCUCCCACACAAACUCAUGGCCACAUCGACUCCCCCCUACAGCUUCAUCCUUACUCUCAUAGGCACGCUCAGACCCACCUCCUCGCUCCUCCACCUGCUCACUCCCAUCCCCUUAUUCACUUCUCAACUCACGACGUAGGAGAAGGGGACUGCAGGAGGUCAGGCGAUGGCGCUGAUCCCCAACUCCUCGGACCCGUCUCAACCUCAGCAAACAUUCACCACGUCAAAAAACAUUUAAGCACUUCCUGCUCUGAUGACAGCUCCCUGUGUUUCGCUGAGCUCUCCCGGCUUGUGGACUUCCUGCCGAGCCCCCCAGAGGCCAGUGACGAUGAUGAAGACGAAGAAGAGGAACUGAGGAGAAGGAGAAGGAAGAUGUUGAAAGAGAUGGAUGAGUCAGUGAGAAGAGCAGGAGAAGGAGGAAGCAUAAGUGGGGAGGGUAGUUUUAAAGAACAUUCACUUUCCUCUUCGUCGUGCUCCUCCCACAUGGAGUUUGUGUUUAACUUUGACCACAGCAACACAAGCUCCUACUACAAACUCUGCUCCAACAUCACCCCAGACAGCGCUUGCAGCUUUCCCCGCCUCCUGAAUCAUAAUGAGGGAGAAGAGGGCGAUAAAGUGGAGGGAGAUCAGGUAGAACUGGAGCCGAUCCCCAUCCUCCAGCCACCACCCGGCUUUGGAGACAGCAGCUCUGAUGAAGAGUUCUUUGAUGCCAGAGAUCGCUUCACCUCACCUGAAGACCCGACUUCGGGGGCUGUGCCUAGAGAUAUUUGCAGAGAGAUGAAAGUGGACUUCCUAAGCACUCUUAGCCUCAGUGACAUCAGAGUCUCUGUGUCAGAUGCAGACAAAGAUGGGAAUCCAGAAGAGGAUGGAAAAGGAGAAGAGGAAGGAGGAGGCAGAGAAACGUUGUACCAGCUCAGAAAAAGAUCCCGUAAGCGGCGUUCCUUCAUGGAAACUGAUUACACAUCUAGGGUGUCAUAUCCAGAACCAGAUCCACAACCUCAGCAUGAUCCAGUCUCCAACAGGCUUCAUAAAAACCUUUUGGCUGAAAUCAGUGAUGCCCAGAUGCUGAGUUCUGACCCUGAACCCUCAGAGCAAACUCAGAAUCCCAGUCCCACUGUCUCCUCCCUCACUCACUCUGAAGGGGAACCAGCCCAGCUCGAAUCAAAACCCAUCCUGUCCAAACCCCGCCCCCACAGUCCAGGUUUUCCUUCUGGUUUUGUGUCUCACGAGCAGAUGAAAGACCCACAGGCCUCCUCCAGGACCAGGAAGCAAGAAAUGGAAAUGGAACCUGAUGCAAUGGAAUCCAAAUCAGUCAUAGACCUCUUGAAGGCAGCGUCUCCUACCAUCACUGUCGUCCGGUGCCGAGUGGAUCCAGAUGGGAAGGAGAGUGCUGAUCGGAGGGGUGAUGGAAAGGAGGAAGGGGAGGGACAGGAGGAGAUGGGUGAGGGGAAGUUGGAGAGCGAGGAAGAGGAGGCAUCAGGUGUGUCAGGGAACGGGCCCUUCACUACUCAUAUGUUUUUGCCAGAGAUCCCUGAAGAGGAUGGUAAGGGGGAAGACGCAGGAGAAGAGAGUAAAGGGGGAACGUCAGAGUACUUGCCCAGUUCAAAGAGACCUCUCAUUGGUGCUGAAAGGCAUCCAGAGGCCAACACACUGACUGCAUGUUUGAUAGAUGUGAAUAAAAAAGGUAGUAACGGCCUUCUGGGAGCCCAUCUGAUUGCUCCAGAGCAAAAUUCAUAUGUAGAGGAAUGCAUGCUUGAUGAUGUGAGUGCUGAUUUAAAUCCUCCGUCAUACUCACCGCCACCCCCUCCACCCUCAUCCCCUCUACCUCCAACACCAGUUCAUCACAAAUCCCAAAGUGACUGUUUAGUAAGGGAAGAAGAGGAUGGCACAAACACAGGAAGUUCAAUCAAAAUGUCUAUAUCUAAUUCCGAGGAGAUGCCACUUAGUAAUCAAAAUCACACUAACAAAGCACAAUUACAUUUAGAAAUCACAUCCAGUGUUAAUGAAGACAAAGCCAUCAGUUUUGUAGGUUCUACCAUGACUGCUAGCGAUGAAGUAACCAACAGCACCAAUUCAGACAAUGUUUUUGAUGAUGACGAAAUGAUUAAUUCCCUAAAUUCUAGUUCAAGUGACAUGAAAGCUAUAGACAGAGAUGAUUGGACUAUAGCGAUAAAGCCUAGCAUCAGUGCUAAAUCAGCCACAGCAGAUAAAGGUGAGUCUCAAAUUAGUAUAUGUACGUCUUUUACCAACACUGAAGCUCAUACAAGAACUCAUUCCAUUAAUUCUGAAUAUACUCGAGCUAUAAACUCUAUCACAGCAAAGCUUGGAGCUGCAACAAGUGUCACCUCUCCUACAUUUAAUUCAGGUGCUAAAUUGAAAAGUGAGGUGACACACGAAAUUUCUUCAUGCUCAAAUCAAACUGUGGAUAAACCCAGAAGUGAAUUCACCAUGCCAUGUGCUGAAGCUAAAGGUUUGGUUAGUCCCAGCUUAGCAAAAGCUAGGACAGCCACGAUCCAUGAUCUCUCCAAAGAACCUCCUUCUCCAACUCACUUCCUCUUCCAAUCUUGUUCCCCCGGCAUCAUGGGCCGCUUAUCUGCCUCCACACUUAGGGGGAAGAUUCAAAAGUUGCCCCUUUAUUUAUCGCGCUCCCAAGAAACCCUCAACCAAGCUGGGGUAGGAAAUGUAGCCCAGAGUCCUGCUAAGGACAACAGUAGGGACAACAAAGAGAUCACCAUCAAAGUAACAGACAUUCAUGAUGUCACACAAACGAUAGAUUUUGAAAUGGGCACAAAUGAAGAAUCAGUGGAGUCAGACGAUUCAGAUACAACGGUCACAGGAUCAGAGGUAGAGGGGGAGAUUUUUGUGGAAACAACCUCAGCUAAGAGUUCUCAUUCGGUAUCAGAAGUGAAGGAAGCAGUAGAGAAGGUGUUGGUGGUGGUGGACGAUGACAGCUCAUUGUUUCCCAUCCAGACUGAGCCCAAACCACAACACAGAAAUCAAGUUUUCUACAGUGGACCUAACAAGAACACACCAGGACCAAUAACAGAGCCUCCAGCCUCCUUAUUGAGCAGCCUCCAAAGAGAUUCUACAGGCCUGAAUAUGGACACUCCCGGCCCUAUAAAAGAUGCCCCAGCAUCAAAGGUGAAAGUCACAACUCCAAGUGAAGACAUUCCAGUUUAUAAAAUGAGCAAUCCAUCACCCUCCAUCCCCCCUCCGAUAGUGGUGACCACACAGAAUCUAAAUGGGCCAGGACUCCCUUUUCAUAGUCAGACACACAAAGUAAGAAGGAACAGUAGUGACAGGCCUUUAAUGGGUCUUUGUAGACCUACAGAGCAGAACUUAGACUCGCCAAAAAUAUUUUCCUCAGGCUGCAGGGUGUUUACCAUCUGUGAGGACCCUUCCCAGACAAAAACAACGGCCGAGAUGGGGACCGCCCCACCCUUGAAGUCUGAGUUUGGCUGCAGUUCUGUGCUAGCAUCUGGAUGUGAGUCAGUUGUGGAGGGGGUACAGGUGCCACUGGAUGCUUGUGGUUGUCCAGCGGUCUACACCAACUGCUUCAGUGGGGGGGACAGCUUUGAUGAGGAGCUGACAGUUUACGAGUUCUCCUGCCGCACACAGAGCAGCGGUGUGACUCAGACUUCUGGAGCAGGUCUUCCUCUCAUAACUGCCCCUCCUGUUCCCUCCUUCCUCUCCACCUCCGCCACCCACUCUCCCUCCUUUCCACGCUCCAUCCUUUUCUCUUCCUCUACCUCUGAGCUCAGCCCUCUCCUCUCACCACUGUCUGACGCUUCUGACUGUUUCAUGUCUCAAACGCACAAGGACACCAUCAGUCGACUAGGCCAGCAGCACUACCCGGAACCCCCCACAGGUUUCCAAGUGCUCCGUGUAGACGUGGACCAACUCCUCUCCAUCCUGGAGAAUAGUGGUGCUGACCGAUCUGUGGCAGGUUAUGGAGGUCGCCACCCAAGGGACACCUGUCCUGCCCACUUUACAGAGAACAAGCGGGUGCUCCAAAUAGAGGCACGGCGGCUGAUGUCAGGCUGCCAGAAAGUGGUGGGGAUUGGACAGAGCCCAGAGGAAAUGCUUCACUCCCUGGCUGACAGUUUCCGGACCCUGGUGGAGUUGGCCGGGAUAUGCCUCUGGUUCUCUGGUUGUGACAGGUGUGACCGGAGGAACGCUGAGGCAGUUGCAGGUCUGGCAGAUGUGGCUCGGUCAUUCAGGGACUUCUGUCUGGCAGCGGAGCGUGCCAGUAGCAAGCGCAGCUGCCAGGACCUGAGCACCAAGCUGCUAGCCAAACAGUGCACCGCGCUCACCGCCUCUGUCUUCUGCCUCACUCAGCUGUUCCGCACUCUCACUGCACUAUGAGACAACAACCUCUGCAGACUUUGAAAUGACCUUCAAGCAACCUGUGGUGUGUAACCUCAUGGGGUCACUAGUGAGUCCACAGCUGCUGUAGAUGUGGGCAGAGUGUAACUGGGACAGUCGGCAUGUUUAUGUUGGGUAUGUAUGGGCAGCAAAGCUGCGGUGAGGUUACAUGUGAAACACACUAGUGUCACUGAGCUCCAUGAUUGCUCAAAUGAUCACAACAACUUCUUUGAGCAGGUUUGCACUUUUGUGCAGUUUACAGGGCAUAGAUUGGUGAGGUGCAUGUGGUUACUGACUGUAUGCUGUGCACGUACUGAAGCCCACAAACCAAACAACCAGACUAUAGAGUGGUGCAAGCUGCAAAAGCAGAACCAGCUUGCAUUCCAGUAUUGAGGAACUGAUGUACUUGAAUGUAUUCUCUAUUACGUUUAUCAAUUCAUUUAUUUAAUUCAUGAGUUACUACAGUGUGUUUAUGAGCAAGCAAGGAAUGUAAAGACAAUGAAGGGAGACAUUUGGAAAUGUUUACAGGCAUAGCUUUAGACACAGGAGUAGAGGUGUAUCAGAGUAGUGGGCCUUUUACACACAUACGCAAGCGCGCGCACACACACACAUACAUAUACAUGGAGUGAAUCAGUCUUUGAUUCAUCCAUUCAUAUGUAGGCCUUUUGUCCGACUGACUGACCAUCUAAAGAUGACUUAACUUCCUUUGAUCUUCUGAUAAAAAGCACUGCAGUUUACUGAUGCUUAUAUACCUUGACAUUUGCCAGGCUGUCAGUGAGGAGUUCUUUGAAUGUUACUGUUUACAAAACCAAAAACAAGAGUGAGAAAUGAUUUAUCAAAUCACAUGUAUCAAGCCUAAAGCUGUGUUUGCCAUUUUAUAAAUCUAGUAGCAGAAUGCUGAUGUAUGCGCAUUAUAUGACUUUAUAAAACAACAGUUAAGGUUUGGGUGAGGCACAGUCUUUUGCACAUUCAGUUUGUUGUCAUUUAGUAUAAUUUAUGGAAGUGUAAUACAUUUGCUAGCUUUUCUCUCAUUGGUUUGUCAGCACUUGCUUUCUCCACCUGCAGGUGAAACACUGAGCCCUCCAGUGCAUGAGUAUGAUGCUGUCAACCACUGAUCUUUUCCAUACAUUAAUUUAUUUUUUCUAUUUAGUGCUAACAAAUAUCCACUGAGAUCAUGAAUCUCUGUUCUAUAGGAGGCCUGAUGAAGCCAUUUCCCAAAGAUACAUACAGUGUGUUAUAUAGUUUGAUGAUAAUUUUAAGAGUCUUAAGUUACAUUCUGCAACAUUCUGCAAGCUUUUUAACAUCAUAAAAACCUGCAUAUCUGUGUCUGAACUACGGGGACCUUCAGCAGGAAGGACUUUUUGCUGACUUAGACUACACUGUCCCUUACACUAAGUGCAUUAAUACUACAGAUGCUCCAGUAUGGCCACAAAUACUAGUAAACCGGUGACUAAAUAUGGGCACAAAUAGCCCAAGCAGUGCAGAAAUACAGAAUGCAGCACAGUCAACUAUCCGUAUGUGCUUUUUUGUCCUUUGAUUGACACACUGUAUGGAAGG